AUGUCGGGCCUCAAGGGGAAUGCAAAGCAGAGAACGAUAUUUAAUGCAAAACAGAUUACAAUAAAGGCGCAGAAAAAUAUUGCUUGCAGUUUUCCUAAUCAAACUAAAAGGCUUUUCCUUAAUGAAAUCACUAGUCGUCUUGUCGACAAUAUUCACCAGCUGAUUUGGCAUUAUACGCAGUCGAAGGAGCGGGCCGACUACAUCGUAAAGCAGUUUCUAAAGAUAAACAUCAAGCUCUUUAUUGUCGCUGCCAAUGGUUGUCUGAAAAAGCAACAAGAAGAGGAUAUGAACGAAUGCAGGGAAGUUGUGAAAGAAGCCGCCCUCUGUUUCAUACGGCACGUUCGGGGACCAGCAAACCUACAGAAGAUGUCAAACUUGACAAAAAUUCAAGCCGCCAUUAAAACCGCAGGCGCCCUCGCACAAUACGUUUCAGAGGAACAUCUGACUAGAAAAACUGUCGACAAGUUAACUGACGUGGUCUCAUUUUUCACGACUGAGGAAUUCCUAGCAGCCAUCCUUUCUAACCAACCGCCAUACUCUACUUUGGCAACUGAAAUUGCCGAAGAUCUCCAAGACUCUAUCGAUCGGGGAAUUUUGUAA
Messenger RNA from Mesocestoides corti, 600 nucleotides. NCBI's taxonomy places the organism in Eukaryota, Metazoa, Platyhelminthes, Cestoda, Cyclophyllidea, Mesocestoididae. The record is from the annotation of a GenBank genome assembly.